CAAGUCACGCGAUAGCUCCAAACAGUCCCCAAAGUUCUGACUACACCAGCUUAGCCGCAUCAUAAACAGCAGCAAUGGCCGCCUACCGCAGAGUGGCUUUGUUGGCCGCUAAGCUUAGCCUGCGCUCGGUAUCGAGAAGCGAGCUGACCGGGCGUCAGACUGCCUCAGGCGCGCGGAAGUGCCUCACUUUCGGGCUUUGUCUUGCGACGGGAGGCGCCGUGGCACUUUACUUCUACGAGGACAUGAUUAACCGCCGAGGCUGGAGGAGGAAGAUGGGGACUCGCAGCAUCCACGGUUUGCUGCAAUCCAUCCCAGCCGUUGAAGCCAAAGAGAAGGCACAUCCGAUGGACUUUGAGGAGGGAGAUGUGCGCAUGUCGAGCCACGAGCAUCGUUUCCGUAUGUUUAGCUCUGUGGAGUAUGACGGGCAGCUCUACAUGACUCCUCAGAACUUUAUUGAGUCAGUCACUAUGAGUGAACCAAGGAACAAGAGGCCCUGGAGGUCCCUGACCAAACAGGAGCUCGAGAAAAUCCUCUCAGAUACUCCCCCGGUAUGGAGAGGAUCAUCCAAGCUAUUCCGUAACCUGAGAGAACGAGGCAUAAUCUCAUACACAGAGUACCUGUUCCUGCUCUGUAUCCUGACAAAGCCCCAUGCUGGUUUUAAGAUUGCUUUCAAUAUGUUUGAUGCAGACGGCAACCAGAUGGUGGACAAGAGGGAGUUCUUGGUGCUUCAGGAGAUCUUCCGGAAGAAAAAUGAGAAGAAGGGGAGGAAAGGGAAUGCUGAGAAGUCCGCACAGUUGAGUAUGCAGCUGUAUGGAUAUCAGGUUGCCCCCAUGAGCAGCGUGCUAAAAAAAGACAGUCAGGAGUUUGUGGCGCGGAGUUACUGGGACGUUCUAAGGCGAGGCGCCAGCCAAAUCCUCUUUUCUGACCUGGCGGAGGAUUUUAAUCUUGAGCGUGCAGAUGAGAGUCUAACUAUUGACACCACCCUGCUGGUUCAUUUCUUCGGGAAGAAAGGGAAGGCUGAGCUCACUUUUGAUGACUUUUAUAGGUUCAUGGAUAACCUCCAGACUGAAGUACUGGAGAUUGAAUUUCUGACCUACUCUAAAGGAAUGGCCACCAUCAGUGAAGAGGACUUUGCCAAGAUUCUUUUGCGUUUCACCAAUGUGGAGAAUAUUGGUGCCUACCUGGAAAAUGUUCGACAAAGCAUCCCGGAUGAAAAGGGAAUCACUUUUGAUGAGUUCCGCUGCUUCUUCCAAUUUCUCAACAACCUAGAAGACUUUGCCAUUGCCAUGCAGAUGUACAAUUUUGCUUCUCGCUCCAUCGGGCAAGAUGAGUUUGCGAGAGCAGUAUAUGUGGCCACAGGUCUCAAGCUGACACGCCACUUGGUCAACACUAUCUUCAAGAUCUUUGACGUGGAUCACGAUGACCAGCUCUCUUAUAAGGAGUUCAUUGGCAUCAUGAAGGACAGGCUGCACCGAGGCGCCAGGGGAUAUAAAGCAAUGGAGCGCGCCAUCUCCUUUCGAUCCUGUUUGAAAAGAGAGCUGGCAAGCAGGUGAAUGCCCCAUGCUGCAACUCCUUCCCCCACUGGGUUAUCUCUGAAGCCAAGAGACAAAUAGACUGGUCCUGAAUGGGAGACAUUAUAGAGUUACUGAGUGUAGGAGCAAUGCUGGAGAACUGGUCACAUACACACCAUUUUUACUUCAAAUCUACAGAUGAAAUAUACUGAAAGUUUUGGAAAGGUUCGAAGAAAUAACUUCACGUGAAAAAAGUUCAGGGCUGAUGGUCAUCUGGUUAGCACCUCACCGUACUGAGGUUUUGAUUCCAGGCUCUGGCCUUCCUGUGUGGAGUUUGCAUGUUCUCCCCGUGCCUGCAUGGGUUUUCCCCGGGUACUCCCACAUUCUAAAAACAUUCAUGGUAGGUUGAUUGAACACUCUAAAUUGUCCCUAGGUGUGAUUGUGAGUGCAAACAGCUGUCCGUCUAUGUGUGCCCUGCAAUUGGCUGGCAACCAGUUCAGGGUGUACUCCAUCGAUUGCCAGAAGGCGGCUGGGCUAGGCUGCAGCAUGCCCGCGAGUAUAAACGGAUUAGAAAAUGGAUGGAUGGAUGGAGGGAUUGCUAGAAAUAGCUCAUGUACCUGCAGUACAACCUAUACACAUCGAAAUAACACAGUAGUCAUAUAGUCCAUACAUAUUGAAGUUGUUACGUUUGUAUUUACGAAUAUAUUUGCAUGAGGGGUUUCCUCCGAGUACUCCAGUUUCCUCCCACAUUACAAAAACAUGUACUGCAUGGUUAAUGGAACACACUAAAUUGUCCUUAGGUGUCAGUGUGAAUGUGGAUGGUUGUUCAUCUAUGUGUGCCCUGCGAUUGGCUGGCAACCAGUUCGGGGUGUAUCCCGCCGACUGCCCGAAGACAGCUGGGAUAGACUUCAGUAUGCCCGCCACCCUCGUGAGGAUAAGCGGAUUAGAAAAUGGAUGGAUGGAUGGAUUUCCAUGAUGGUCAUGCACACAGUUCCUCCCCUACACCUCCCAACCCUUUUAGUCCUCUCCCUAUUCAUUUUAUUACUGAUCAAUGUUUUCUUUGAGUCUUUUUAUGUACUCAGUAUGCAAGACUAAUAUGUUCACCUGAUGUUUAGUUAUGUAAUAAAAUGUCACUUGUUCAAAAUGUUA
Hippocampus zosterae (dwarf seahorse) is the source of this 2660-nucleotide messenger RNA. RefSeq names its product mitochondrial calcium uptake family, member 3a (gene micu3a). Gene Ontology annotation, cellular component: uniplex complex. The transcript is spliced from 16 exons. Gene Ontology annotation, biological process: mitochondrial calcium ion homeostasis; calcium import into the mitochondrion. NCBI's taxonomy places the organism in Eukaryota, Metazoa, Chordata, Actinopteri, Syngnathiformes, Syngnathidae. The record is from RefSeq and is a predicted model, not a curated record. Gene Ontology annotation, molecular function: calcium ion binding. The coding region runs from base 75 to 1553 and encodes 492 amino acids.